This is a messenger RNA of Owenia fusiformis, 1679 nucleotides long. NCBI's taxonomy places the organism in Eukaryota, Metazoa, Annelida, Polychaeta, Sabellida, Oweniidae. The record is from the annotation of a GenBank genome assembly.
UUUUGACUGCACAUGCAAAUCUGGAUAUGAUGGCAAUGGUACAGAGUGCGAAAAUAUCAAUGAAUGCGGCAACGGCACAUGUGGAAAAAAUGCUGUGUGUACCGAUACCCCAGGCUCUUAUAUAUGCUCUUGUGAAGGGGGCUAUACAAAGAUCAAUGGUACAUGCCUGGAAGUUACCACAAUAACAACCAACAAUGAACCAACCACUAAUACAAUGUCUACUGCAAAUGUUACAUCUGAAUCUACACCAACAUCUUCACCAAAUGCAACAAGUGUUACAACAUUAACAUUUGGAAGUUCAGAUGUUACAACUUCACAAGCAAAUGACACAAGUGCUACAAUACCAGUAACUACGGAUGAAAUAUCGACACUUAAUGUUCAAGAAUCCACACAAAACCCUACAGGUGUUACAACUACACCUGUGGGAAACAGUUCAGCUAAUACUGUCACAGUAAAUAUACUGUUUGAAAUGACAUUUAAAACUGGUGUUUAUGACAACCCCAACAAUACAGAAACAAUUGCCUUAAAUAAGACUCUAACAAAUAUGUUCUUCAAUAUCUACAACCGAGUGAGGGGAAUCACACUCGCCUCUGUGCUCAUCAUAGAAUUGUAUGACGGGAGUUUAGGGGUAAAGCAUGAUGUCACAUAUGACUCUACACUGGAUACCGAGAGUAAAUCGAACAUUGCCUUAGAGCUUAUCUCUUCCAUUGAACAAGGAGGGGGUAGUCUUACUGAUUCUGAUGGGGGUGCGUAUGUUGUAAAAGGAGACCCAACUGUAGAGCAAAAUGGAAAACAAGUUGCCAUCAGUACUGUAUGCUCCAUCUAUGAAAGUGAAAGUGCAUGCCAGAAUAGAGGAGUCUGUGUAGAAGAAGAUAAUUCACCAACAUGCAGUUGCAACUUCAUGUACGCAGGCAGGUAUUGUGCGGACUUGAACAUCCAGGCAUUGCUCGCUGUGGUACUGGGGACUAUUGGCGGAAUUUUCUUCCUCGUGAUCAUAAUUCUAAUAGUUAUUCUCUGCAAGAAACGACUAAGGAACAAAGAGACCAACAAGAGCGGGAGCGAGGACAGCGUCUCAGAUAGGGAUUGGAAGUCAUUUGGAUAUGGUGUCUACAAUCGGAGCUUAACAGAUAUCCCGUACAAAGACUUUAAGAAUGUACCAGUAGGAAACACAAGCGACUAUUCUGUGUACACCAAUGACACUUACAGAAUGCGCAGGCAGAAUGUGGACUAUCCGCCAGAUGUGGGUGCAUCGAAUAGUGAGACUCCAUGGUAUCAGAAAGUGAAUACAGAUAUGAAUUUCAAAAUUGACAGACCCAAGGUGGAACCCCAUGCUCGAGAAGUGCCGCCUAAAAGACAUUCAGAUAACAACAGCAAUCCAUACCAAACAAACACAAAUGUCGAUAGUCAUUAUCCACCCAAGAAUAACUAUAACGAAUAUUCACCUGAAUAUGAUAUGUAAAUUACAAUGUGCCAAUGGUGACUAAUUUUGCUCAAAACUGACAAUUAAUUUUGUGAACUCUUAUCUACUUGGCAGGAAAGAACUAAGUUAAUAUAUACUAUGUAAAAGAGUAAAAAGUGAUAUCGACGGCAGUCAAAGCCAGUAUAUCGAAGUUUUAAAGGACAGAAGAAGCAAUUACUUUCAAACUAUCUGUUUUAAAGACCCCAUCUAGGUUUAUCUC